GAAUCUCGACCCCGACGCUUCUCCGUGCGCUGGGAGGGCACCCAACAGGUUGUGGAAGAUAUGCUUCCCACCUUCGAGGCUGGACCAGAAGCCUAUGAUCGGAUGCCAGCUGCCAUGCGAAAUGUACAGCUCGCUGCUUUGGCAUCGGCCUUCACAGCCGCGGCUUCUUUGUCAGUGCCGCUGCACGCAACGUUUUGGGGGGGCCCAAGGCUGCUCGUGGAUGUCGCACCCGAAGCUGCGACCGGCAAACAGGUGGCUUCACAGAGACUUUUGUUGGACACCGGAUCUUCCACGCUGGCUUUCUGUGAGCAAGGACUGCUCCAGCAGACGCUUUACGAGAUGACGGACUAUGUGUCCUGCAACGCCUACAACCCAGGUGGCAACUACACAGGAUAUUGGGGGCCUUUCGUGGUCGGCGAUCUCACCGCAGGCAACCUAUCCAUGCACAACUCCACCUACAGUGUCAUGGCAAACCAGGUCGGUAUGCCCUGCGGCGAUGGCGUUGAAGGGAUCUUCGGAAUUGCUUUCCAGCAGCUCGAUGCAGGCGUGCCCGUCGAGUCUUUCUCGAACUGGAACGACACCGCAUCGUGCCCCAUCAAGAACGAAACGUUUUUGCCGCCACCGCUGCUGCAUCAGCUCCAGGCUUCCGGCGGUGUGGAGAUGCUGGGCAUCUACUGGUCCGGAGACAUUGGAGAAGAGCAGGCGAGGCUCUACAUCGAUGAGGAUGCCGUAAACGAGCACUACGACGCCGAAUCCGUUGUGGGCCCUGUUGCCUUUGGGGAGCUGGGCUGGUUUGACGUGAAUAUUCAGCGGAUCUCCGUGGGUGAUGAGGAGUUUGUGGGCUUCAACUGCACAGGGAGGGCGAUCGGCCAGUGCACCAUGGACACCGGAACCCCUACUCUAUUCUUGCCACAAGCUGUAGUCAAUCACUCCAGCCAGCUGCUGGAGCAGGGCGAGUCCGCCAACCUCACCAUUUGGCUUGAAGGAGCCUCCGGAGAGGCAGUGCCGGUGUCCUUCGAUCUCGCCGCCCUCGGCAACAACUCUCUGGAGGGCAACUCCCAAGACAGCAGCGACAUUAUCCUCGGAAUGCCCCUUUGGGCCUUCUACUACACGGUCUUCAACAUCACGGGCCACUCCGUGUCCCUGAUCCCACAUCCGAUCGAAGCUGCAGCUGCCAUUCCUGUGGCGGAAAACUUCGUGGCGGAGAACGCUGCAAGAUUGGAGGUGGUGUCGCCGCAGCCGCCCGAGCCCGAGCCGCCUCCGACUCCGGCGGCAUCUCUGCCAGGAGGCACUUCCAAGAUCGACGGCCCGGACGUUUCGGAAGCACCUCCGGGCUUGGAGGUAUGGCAGAUCCACACUCCGCGCCCUGCUUCUGAGCCCAUGGAGUCCGUCACCAAGCCGCUGGGAAUCCACUGCCGUUGGGGCCGAGUCACUGUGGAGCCAGACGUCGGAGCAGAAUGCCAACCGCACGACCUGCGAGGCCGAGUCACUGUGGAGCCAGACGUCGGAGCAGAAUGCCAACCGCACGACCUGCGAGGACUCACGAAGCUCGCUUCACUGCUGCCAUCCUCCCUCUUCACAUCAACCUCGAUUGCGCAAGUUGCGGAGCUUUUCCGGGAGGUUCAGGCACAGCGCAUUCUGCUGAGGGUGGGUGGGCCGAUGAAGGUAGCCCUCCGAUCUGGUUGGCUGGAGCAGUCGCAGCUGCCCCAAAGCAUCGUCUCCCAAAAAGGUCUCGAAGACCUGGCUGCAAGGCUCGGCUGGAAAGCCCCGGAAUCGAUGCCCGCUGGCCCGGUGCCAUUGGCCGGGACAUUGCAUCGAGUGAGCUUCGGCUUGUCGGUGACGAGGCAGCUGUGUUUGGCCACCAUCCACAUCGGCCGAAGUCUUCUCGUGUCUUCGGCGAUUGCCCGGGAAGUGCUGUCAACCGGCUCUGUGGGCUUCCUUGGCCCGACCAGCAGCGGCAAGACCACAAUCCUGCGUGCUGCAGCCGCAGCGCUGUCGAUGCAGGAGCAGGUCCUUGUUGUGGAUUUUCGUUCUGAGCUGAUGGGUGUGGCGGUCGACGCUUGCGAAAUCGGCUUGGAGCACGCCGCGUACUUGGUGCCUCCACCCGGGGUCGAAGAGGAGGAGGAAGCCAUCCAGCGUGCCAUUGAAGACCACGCACCCGAGGUCGUCGUCGCCGAGUUCGCGCUGCCGAUCUCCGCACUGAGGGCGGCCAAGCGGUGCGCCGAGGCUGGCGUCCGCAUGGUUUGCAGCCUCCGCUGCACCAUGAAGGCCGUGGCGUCCUGCCUGGAAGAGGGAGCCUGCGAGGACUUUCCCUUCGCUUCUUUGGUGGAGCUGUCGAGGAAGCAGCUGGGUGGCUGGCGCGUGUACCGGCCAGCGGCAGAUGCUGUCGGCGCGCUGGG
Messenger RNA from Symbiodinium sp. CCMP2592, 2399 nucleotides. The record is from the annotation of a GenBank genome assembly. Lineage: Eukaryota; Dinophyceae; Suessiales; Symbiodiniaceae.